Molecule: messenger RNA, 597 nt
Organism: Arachis duranensis
Lineage: Eukaryota; Viridiplantae; Streptophyta; Magnoliopsida; Fabales; Fabaceae
Exons: 3
Coding region: 80-361 (93 amino acids)
Source: RefSeq, a predicted model, not a curated record
UAAACCAGCAUCAUCACAUGGGUGAUACUAAGUAUCACCUUCCUUAGCUCUCAUUUCAUUUUCAUCUCUCUCUCCAAAAAUGAUUCACAAAGCAUUGUUCAUCACCCUUCUGCUUUUCUCAUAUGUUCUUUCAUCUUCGGCUGUACCAAUCACUAGAAGUCUUUCUCCAACGAGUGAAAAAUCCUCAAUCCAAACUUCACUAGAAGAGGGUACUCCAGAAUCAAGAAAUAGUGAAUCAGAGAUGUUUGAUUUGGCACAAGAGUUCAUGACAGUUGAAGGAAGAAUGGAUUUGGAAAGCAAUGACUACCCUGGAACAGGAGCAAACAGAAACCAUGACCCAAAGACACCAGGAAGAGGUUAAUUAAUUAUUAACGCUACCUGAUAAAAAAUUGUACAGCUAUUAAAUAAAAGUAAAAUACUUGGUAUGGUAAUUUUGUAUACUAUUUUCUGUUGAAUUAGAAUAUUCCUAUUUCUUCUCCAAUUAAAUGUUUUGUACUCGGAUAUAUGUGCUUGUCUGUAGUGGUGGAGUUGCUAAGAAUUUUGAGAUAAGCUACUUUUCUUAUGUUAAAUAAGUUGUCGCGGUUAAGCUUUAUUUUA